Doryrhamphus excisus (bluestripe pipefish) is the source of this 3442-nucleotide messenger RNA. Lineage: Eukaryota; Metazoa; Chordata; Actinopteri; Syngnathiformes; Syngnathidae. The record is from RefSeq and is a predicted model, not a curated record.
ACAUUUGUAUAACUAAUAUAAUUUAAUGACUUCAUUAUAUGCAUUUGUACUUGAUUUGAUAUAUAAACUUUUUUUUAACUAGUUUAACUAAAGUUAAACAAGUAGUCUGGUGACUUUAAAUGGCUUUUUUUUUUUACAGUUUUGUAGUUUUUGAGAAAGGUUUGGUGGUUUUGAAAGUCCUCUCUUCUCAUUGGUCGACAUGGACGUGAUGCCUGAAUGCCGUACUGAGAGCUCCAGCCAAUCAGAGUGCAUUUCCAGCCAACCUGUGGCUAGAUUACCACGCCCACCGGAAAGUGCAGAACAGGCCACGCUCGGUCUUUCUGUUUGGACGGAGGGCGGGAAAAGCAGCGAAGACUCGUCAGUCAGCGACACAUCACUCCUCUUGCCUGCCCACACUGACUUAGCUCCACCUCCCCUGGACCCGAAAGGAAAAUUAACUCGUUGUGACGUCAUCAGUAAGGCGGACAGCUCAUCAGUGGCUCCGCCUCCCGCGUGCACCUGCACUACUUCUCCUCCUCCUCGUCACCUGUCCUCCAAUACAAGCCACACAUCCUUCAAGGUGGACGCUGCUCACAUCAAGGAAGUAGCAGGAGAUGACUGUUGCGUUCACUGUUUGCUGGCAUGUUUGUUCUGCGAGCUGCUGUCCAUGUGUUCAGCCAUGGGGGCGUGUCUUCCGUGUGCACGGGGCGGAGCUGGUUGCUGCACAGCUGCUGAUGACGACUGCUGCUGCUGCUGCAUGGAGGCGGCAUGCACUGGCGAGGCGUGUCAGGCCGUGUCGGACUGCGGGAUGCUGGAGGAAUGCUGCAGCUCGGCCGACUGCUUGGAGAUUUGUCUGGAAUGUUGCUCCAUCUGCUUCCCGUCUUAAAGAAGUAGCAACGUAGCAUCUCUCAAGUGUGUGUGUGAGAGAGAGAGAUGGCUCGGGAGGAGAUAUGUUGUUGUCAGUUGAUGGGACCUCCAUGCAGGAAACAGGAAAUCACUGAAAUGACAUCAGAUGACCUCUGACCCCAGGGAGCCGACAUCAAAACUACAGACAGCGCACCACCACCCAUCCACACACACACACACACACACAAUGUAAACAUAUCUCAUUUAAGCUACAAGUUGUCUUUAUAGCUUUCUCUUUCAUUGAUUUUGAAUAUUCAUACUUUAUUUGUCACUUCCUGUGAGGACAGACAAAAAAGCUCUGCAUUGAUUUCAGAUGUUUUGGACUGUUUCCCCCCCCCCACACACACAUCUCAACCAGGUAGAUACCCCUGGCUUGAAUACAGUCUAUCGUUAGGAAAUAAUUGAUCAAAAUAAAAAACGUGCAAACUUCAAGAGGGAUGACUACCAACACUAUUUACAAAGGGCAUAAAAUGGGCCUGAUGUCACUACCUCUAUGAACUAGUCUGUUAUUUCAAUUUUGUUUGCGAAUCUGAACUCAUUGCGAUUGUUGUUGUUGUUCAGUUUCAGUAUAGGUCAGUCAGUCAUAGCAAGUUUUUGCUGCCCCCUGCUGGCGAGUGACAAACUUACUUGAUUCAAGGAAGGUUCUUCUCGUACAAUUGAAUUGUAAACAGUUUUUUAUUUCUAUAUACAAGUGUUUGUGUGUCCAUAUAUAUAUAUCACACUCCAUGUGAUACUGACAUCUGUUACAAAAGCAACGACAUCACAGCAAUUCAAAUACGAUCGACACUUUGUUCAGUACUAGCAAGAUAAAGCUGUGUUCGUUAGCAGUUAGCAUUAGAUAAUGCUAAUGCUACUUUUGUUCCAUUACAACGUCCGCGCUCACUGCUUGCACUCGAGUGUUGUAAGCUAAUGUAAAUGUAAAAAUAACAAAAUAUCGACUCUCUCUGCUGGUGAGAAUAAAAACUUAACAUUUCCCUUCUUUUUCCUGGGAUUUGCCAGCAGUGAACAUUUAAAAGUGAUGAAGUAAAGCUCACCUGAGACGCUUACUACAGCUAAAAUGUGACAUCACAGAUCUAGGUGUCUCCGAAGAGAAAUGAUUACCAGCAGACAAAAAUAUAAACAAAUGGACAAUAUUCUAUUGGAUAAAAAGCAAAAAGGAAGACAAGAAUGCUUGCGGUUAGUGUCGCUGAACUCUAUUGACCAAUCAGGUCGCAGCUUUCAGUGAUUGGUAGACUGUCAUUGGCUGCUUGACUUCAUUUAAAAGUUUGUGAGACAUUGUGACAUCACAAUGUGUUUCCAGGUUUUUCCUCUUGAGUCUAUUUGUAGUUGUUACCAUGGCAACAAAGGGAUGCUAUGAUUGCCAUGAUGCCAGAGGGUGAUGUUUUUAAGACGGUAGAGACGGUUACCACGGUGACUGAGUGUAAUCGUGAGGUUAUCAUGGUGAUGAAACAUUACCAUGGCGACAGACAGGUUGUUUCAGGUAUUGGUCAAAGGUCGUCGUCCAUGCUGAAGCUGCUUCUCCUGCUGCUGCAGCGUGAUGCUCCACAGGACAGCAUUGGAUCGGCGCCGCCUGCCGGUGACAUCACACCGCCGCCGCCGUCCUCCACUAGCAUGUCUCCGAGGUCAUCAAGCGCCAUCAGCCCGACGUCGCUCAUCAGGUCCGAAGAGAAGAUGUGGGCAGGAUCGUGAGCGUCGCUAAGCUCGGCUAAGCUAUAUGAGUUUGAAGACUGUGGCAAGGCAGCGCCGCUGGUCGAAGACAGGAAGGUCUGUGGGUCACUUAUGGCGCCAUCCAGAGAAGAAGAAGAAGAAGAAGAAACGCCGUGGAGGCGGGCUUGAAGCUCCAACUCCUGAAAACAACAAUAAACAUUGAUACAUGAGCGAGCGUUCUGAUUGGUGGACACGGUGUCAUGUGGGCUAGACUGACUUGUAUCCUGAGCAUCAAAGUCCGGUUGGUGAGUUCCAUUUGUUUGUGUCGUUGUUCCAUGCCGCGUGCUCGUUGUUGUUCCUUCUGAAGUUUCCGGAUGUAAUCCACCGACGCCUUCAGGAUGCUUCCUUUGUUCCACCUGGCAUCCCUGUCCAAUCACAGGCCUGGCCUCGUUAGUGGACACAAUGCAAGCACAUCCUUUGAGCAUCUAACGAGCGUACUGACGGGUCGGGCGAUUUGGGUACGAGCGCUCCAAGUUCUUUGAUGCGGUCGUUGAUGUUGAAGCGUCUUCGCCGCUCGACUGCAACAAACGACAACUCGUCUUAACCACUUUGCUAAGAAUUUAAGCGUAGUCGGUCGCUAAUGGAGACUCACUCAAGUUGUGAUUGUCCUUCUUCUGUCGCUCCUUCAUCAGCGCUUUUGUGUCCAAUUCUGAAACAUCAUCACCGUCACAUCAACUUCCUGUUCGCGAUUUAACAUUUAAUACAACUUCCUUGCCCAAGAGAAGCUAACAGGAAGUGAGAAGUGCUGAUGUUUUCACAUUCAUGCGUGUGAGGAUGCAGUUGUGUUGACUCAACAAAGUCUAUCUCUCUCACACACACACACACAUACAGAGCGCUAGGGCAAGGGGGC